CUGGAAAAACAGUUUUCACUUCCGGGCCGGAAUCGAUUCCUCUGUUGCUGUCGUCUAUCCACUCUCUACCCCCCCCCUCCCCCGGUUCGUGGAUAAUAUUUGCACAAAGUUUGCUGUUAUCCACGACGACAUUGCAGCAUUUGAGCUCCGACCAGCCGAAAUGGUGUUCAGAGUGACUGUCGACAGUGCGUGGAGGGCGACCAGGACGCUGUGGCUGCUCGUGCUGGUGAGCCUGUCUGUGUGCGUCUGUGUUUGCCGAGCAUCAUCAACUCAGGAGGACAGUGCCAUGGAGAACAUCGUUACAGAGAAAAAGGCUGAGGAGAGCCACAGGCAGGACAGCGCGGACCUGCUCAUCUUCAUCAUGCUCCUCACCCUCACCAUCCUCACCAUCUGGUUGUUCAAACACCGGCGGUUCAGGUUUCUGCACGAAACUGGGCUGGCGAUGAUUUAUGGCGUACUUGUUGGCGUGGUCUUGCGCUAUGGCAUCCAUGUUCCCCGGGACAUUAGCAACAUCACGCUGAGCUGCCCCGUUAAUGCCAGCCCCGCCACACUGCUGAUCAACGUCAGUGGUAAAUUCUACGAGUACACUCUGAAAGGAGAGAUCAAUGCCAACGCGGUGGACGACGUUCAAGAUAAUGAGAUGCUGCGAAAGGUGACCUUUGACCCUGAAGUGUUCUUCAAUAUUCUCCUCCCACCUAUCAUCUUCCACGCUGGCUACAGCUUAAAAAGGAGGCACUUUUUCCGUAACAUGGGAUCCAUCCUGGCUUAUGCCUUUCUGGGGACAGUUAUUUCCUGUUUUGUUAUUGGGUUGCUGAUGUAUGGCUGUGUGAUGCUAAUGAAGCAGGUGGGACAGCUGGAUGGCGACUUCUUCUUCACUGAUUGUCUGUUCUUUGGAGCAAUCGUCUCUGCCACGGACCCCGUGACGGUCCUGGCUAUCUUCAACGAGCUACAGGUAGACGUGGAUCUGUACGCGUUGCUGUUUGGAGAGAGUGUGCUCAACGACGCAGUGGCCGUGGUUCUGUCCUCGUCUAUAGUUGCAUACCAGCCACAAGGAGACAACAGCCACACCUUUGAGGUCAUGGCGAUGCUGAAGUCUUUUGGGAUGUUCCUCGGAGUUUUCAGCGGCUCUUUUGCUCUGGGAGUGGCCACCGGAGUCUUCACCGCACUCGUGACUAAGUUCACUAAGCUGAGAGAUUUCCCGCUGUUGGAGACGGCUCUGUUCUUUCUCAUGUCAUGGAGUACAUUCCUACUGGCUGAGGCCUGUGGAUUCACAGGUGUGGUCGCAGUGCUGUUCUGUGGAAUCACUCAGGCCCACUACACCUUCAACAACCUGUCUCCAGACUCCAAGGACAGGACCAAACAGAUAACAGCCCACUGCUGGACUCAGUUCUGA
Messenger RNA from Morone saxatilis (striped sea-bass), 1393 nucleotides. Its product is annotated as sodium/hydrogen exchanger 7-like. Lineage: Eukaryota; Metazoa; Chordata; Actinopteri; Moronidae. Gene Ontology annotation, cellular component: membrane; recycling endosome. The record is from RefSeq and is a predicted model, not a curated record. Gene Ontology annotation, biological process: proton transmembrane transport; regulation of pH; sodium ion transport. The coding region runs from base 161 to 1393 and encodes 410 amino acids. Gene Ontology annotation, molecular function: sodium:proton antiporter activity. The transcript is spliced from 10 exons.